AUGGAUCCAAAUAUAAGCAGCACCUGCUUUGGUGAGGCCAACCGGCGGUUAUCGGAUCUUUCCCAAGCUAUUGAGCAAGAUGAAACAGCCAAAAAUCAACUGCUCGAGACCCUAGUCUUUGCAACGAAAGAUUGGGGCCAUAAUUCAGUACCUAAAGAACUAGAUACGACAGGAUGGAUUUCCAAUUUCAUCUACGACCGUUCUCCAUUUGAGUACUCUGUCCAGUUAGAUCGAAACACCGGGGAUGCGCAACUAUACUUUUUAAUCGAAGCCCGAUCAGAAGAGGAUAGCUUGGUACGAUUCCAGGAGAGUGCACGUCGCCUGGAUUCAGACACCGUAGCUAAAUACAACUCAAGAGUCUCUCUAGACCACUAUAAACUUAUCCAAGACCUUUUCAUACCUGAUCAGCCAAAUGGGGUAUUUGCCGCCUGGCAUAGUUUUGCAUCGACAAAAAAGGGGCUAGAAUGGAAGAUUUAUCUUAAUCCAUCCGCAUCCGGUAAAGACAACAUUCUCUCUACAACAGGCGAAGCAUUCGGGCGUCUCGGCCUAGGGAACGCGUGGGUAGUAGUAAAGAGCAUCAUGACCCCCGGCGACUCUAUCAUUUCCUUUUCACUUGACCUUUCUUCAAAUCAAGAGGAGGCUCGCGCCGAAGUGUACAUGUUACAUCAAGACACGACCGCAUCGCAGAUCGCGAACAAACACACCUGUAUCUGUCCGGAUGCAACCUGGCUCGAGACAGAGAGAUUCUGCAUGACGAUGGCGAACGGAUCACAUGAUCUGUAUUCCUCGACCCCGGUGGUGUCCAGUUUCGCGUUUACCAGCAAGAGGCCGAACCAGGCCGUGGGCACUAUUCAUUUUCCCAUUCACUGCUACGCAGAAAAUGACGCCGAUGCCCAGGAGCGAAUUGAACGAUACUUGGACGAGGUAUCCGCCUCUCCCGUCUGUAAAGAGAGAUAUAAGAAAGUCGUAAACGCGGUGUGGCGCCGACCUCUGGACCAGGGACGUGGGAUACACGCUUGGGUGAGCCUGAAGCAAGACUUGGGAUAUAAACAGUUGAUUACUUUUUACAUCUCGCCAGAAUUAUUCGGUCCUCUUCAAGGGACUUACCGAGGGACUGGAUGA
Messenger RNA from Daldinia childiae, 1122 nucleotides. RefSeq names its product Aromatic prenyltransferase, DMATS type. The transcript has a single exon. NCBI's taxonomy places the organism in Eukaryota, Fungi, Ascomycota, Sordariomycetes, Xylariales, Hypoxylaceae. The coding region runs from base 1 to 1122 and encodes 373 amino acids. The record is from RefSeq and is a predicted model, not a curated record.